This is a messenger RNA of Vidua chalybeata, 1965 nucleotides long. It is a transcript of the gene RNF115, whose product is annotated as ring finger protein 115. Gene Ontology annotation, biological process: protein ubiquitination; ubiquitin-dependent protein catabolic process; positive regulation of DNA-templated transcription. The transcript has 9 exons. Gene Ontology annotation, cellular component: nucleoplasm; cytoplasm. The coding region runs from base 39 to 950 and encodes 303 amino acids. Gene Ontology annotation, molecular function: ubiquitin protein ligase activity. The record is from RefSeq and is a predicted model, not a curated record. Lineage: Eukaryota; Metazoa; Chordata; Aves; Passeriformes; Viduidae.
UCCGGGAGGAGUGACGGCAGCGGAGGCCGUGAGGGAAGAUGGCGGAGGCGGCGGCGGUGCAGCAGCACCGGUUCUUCUGCCACAGCUGCAAGGGCGAGGUCAGCCCCAAGCUGCCGGAAUACACCUGCCCUCGUUGUGAGUCUGGUUUCAUUGAGGAAGUCACUGAUGAUUCCAGUUUUUUUGACAGCAAUUCCCUGGACGACAGCCCCUCCUCACAGUUCUCAGAGCUUUGGGACCACCUGGAUCACACCAUGUUCUUCCCGGAUUUCCGACCCUUCCUGAGCAGCAGCUCCCUGGAUGCCGAGGGCAGGGAUGCAGAGAGGGGUCCCCCAGCGGAGCUCUGGGGUCCCGGGCGGCCGCCGCGGCUGCCGAUGCCUCGCAGGUACCGGUCCCGGGGCAGCUCCCGCCCGGAUCGCUCGCCGGCCAUCGAGGGGAUAAUCCAGCAGAUCUUUGCUGGCUUUUUUGCCAACUCAGCCCUUCCUGGCUCCCAACACCCCUUUUCCUGGAGUGGGAUGCUGCACUCCAGCCCCGGCGAUUACGCGUGGGGACAGAGCGGCCUCGACGCCAUCGUCACCCAGCUCCUGGGGCAGCUGGAGAACACGGGACCACCUCCAGCAGACAAGGAGAAGAUCUCCUCGCUGCCAACAGUGCCGGUGACGCAGGAACAAGUUGACACAGGCCUGGAGUGCCCGGUGUGCAAGGAGGAUUACGCCGUGGCCGAGCAGGUCCGGCAGCUCCCCUGCAACCACGUCUUCCACAGCAGCUGCAUCGUGCCCUGGCUGGAGCUGGAAAAGCCUCAAGGGGGAAGAUCCCACCCGGCAAAUCCCAAAUCCCGACGCUCCCGCCAGCCCCGUGCAGGAGAGAUGGACUUCCUGACCCUUCCCAGGAAUUCUGCCACCUUCCAGAAACUUCCAGAGGCCAAGAGCAUCCCAGCUGGACGUGGACAUUGAGAAUUCCAACAGAAUUCCAACAGAAUUCCAACAAAAUUCCAACAAAAUUCCAUCAAAAUUCCAUCAAAAUUCCAUCAAAAUUCCAGCAAAAUUCCAACAAAAUUCCAUCAAAAUUCCAACAAAAUUCCAACAAAAUUCCAUCAAAAUUCCAUCAAAAUUCCAGCAAAAUUCCAACAAAAUUCCAACCAACCCCCCCUGAGUAGCAGCAAUGAGGAGCUCUCCUCCUCCCAGGAAUUUUUUCCUUCUUCUCCAUGGAAUUGUCUAAAUUUGGGGAUUUUAUUUUUUUUUUUUUUUGGGGGGAGUGAUUUGAUUUCAUUUUUGUAGCAGAAAUGGUUGGGAUUUUUUUUUUUUUGGUUUUUUUUUUUUUUUUCCAGUUGGGAAGAGUGAGAGGUUCCACAUUUCCCUCGUAACCUCCUCUGGAAAAAAAAAAAAAAAAAAAAAAAAAUUCGAGAUAAAAAUUGAUUUUUUUUUAAUUUUUUUGGGGAUUUUCUUGCACUUCCAGGAGAUUGGAAUCACAACCACGAGAUGAUUUUUUUUUUUUUUUUUAAUUUUUAUUUUCACCUUAUUUGGGAUGGAAUCUUUGGAGGCUCCAUAAAAUCAUGACAAGUGGAAGAAGGAAAAUUCUGGAAUUUUUCCCUUAUUGGGGGGGGGUUGGAGUGGGAAUGCUCUGAGCAGGAAUUUCUCUCAUCCUUGGACUCUUUUUUGGGUUUUUUUGGGAUUUUUUUGGGAUUUUUUUCAGACUUUUCCACGUUACCUGUUGCCCCCAGGUGUGUCCAAAGCUCCCUUUGUUCCCCACAAAUCAUUCCAGGCAGGAAUUCUGGGAAUCCCCCCAGAAUUGAAGGAAAAUCUUGAUUUUUUUCCUCAUUAUUUCGUUGUUUUCGGUUAUUUUUUGGUUUUUUUUUCCCUCAUUCCCUCUGACUUUUUUUUUUUCCAGGUCUGAAUCCCCAGGAGUUUUCCUCGUGGUAUCCUGGCUUUAUAAAUCUAUAAAUUUAUCCCACUGGGUUUUAGAAAUUUA